AUGAAACAAUUACACAAGCAAUCAAGCUUGAAUCACAGACGCGACGGAGAAAUGGGAACCGAAACUCCACCAUACUCCCCCAAAUCCACCAAACACACCAGAUCCCUCCCCAGAUCCAUCAACUACCUCCUCCGUGAACAGCGUCUCCUCUUCAUCCUCGUCGGAAUCCUCAUCGGCUCCACCUUCUUCAUCAUCCAACCCACUCUCUCCCGCAUCGGCCCUCACGACCCCGCAUCUCACUCCCACACCUUCCUCCCCGCUGCCCUCACAAACUUCGACUCCACCACAAACCGCGUCGGCCGUAUCCCCGCCGGAAUCGGCGGGAGACGGUUACGCGUUGUCGUCACCGGCGGAGCAGGCUUCGUCGGGAGCCACCUCGUUGACAAGCUCAUCGGUAGAGGCAACGAUGUGAUCGUGAUUGAUAACUUCUUCACCGGGAGGAAGGAUAAUCUGGUGCACCUGUUUGGAAACCCGAGAUUCGAGCUCAUUCGGCAUGAUGUGGUGGAGCCGAUUCUGCUGGAGGUUGAUCAGAUCUAUCAUCUUGCGUGUCCUGCUUCGCCCGUGCAUUACAAGUACAACCCUGUCAAGACCAUCAAGACGAAUGUGAUGGGUACGCUGAAUAUGUUGGGUCUUGCGAAGAGGAUUGGGGCGAGGUUUCUGCUGACGAGUACUAGUGAGGUUUACGGUGAUCCCUUGGAGCAUCCACAGAAAGAGACUUACUGGGGGAAUGUCAAUCCAAUAGGUGAGAGGAGUUGUUACGAUGAAGGGAAGCGAACUGCGGAAACAUUGGCUAUGGAUUAUCAUCGAGGCGCCGGAGUUGAGGUUCGUAUUGCUCGAAUUUUCAACACAUAUGGACCCCGCAUGUGUUUAGAUGAUGGGCGUGUCGUUAGCAACUUUGUUGCACAGGCUAUUCGCAAACAACCAUUGACUGUAUAUGGUGAUGGGAAGCAAACAAGAAGUUUCCAAUACGUUUCUGAUUUGGUUAAUGGGCUUGCAGCUUUGAUGGAUGGUGAACAUGUAGGACCUUUUAACUUGGGUAACCCAGGGGAGUUCACCAUGUUAGAACUUGCUGAGGUUGUCAAAGAAACAAUUGAUUCAAGUGCUACCAUAGAAUACAAACCAAAUACUGCUGACGAUCCACAUAUGAGGAAGCCAGAUAUUACCAAAGCAAAGGAACUACUGAACUGGGAGCCAAAAGUCCCGCUGAGAGAAGGAUUGCCUCUCAUGGUUAGUGAUUUCCGGAAUCGGAUUUUGAAUGAAGAUGAAGGAAAAGGGAUGAAAUAAACAGAGUAGCAAACCUUGUAUCUAUAUGGAGAAGAGAACCUCUCCAUUUUUUUUCUCAUCUACUGUCAAAAUCAACAUCAACAGAAAGCUCUACUAAUACGUCACAUAUGUAAGAAGAUAUGUCUACUAGCCUUUUACAUUUACUCAUUUAUGCUUGCUUACCACACAGUUCAUGUAAUUGUUAAAUUCUGACCUAAUUCUUUCAUCAAUUUUGUUGUCUAUGGUAUUGAUAAAAGUUGUAGUAUUUGAUAUUUGGAUUCUAGUAUCAUGAGAAAGAAAGUUUUUCUGUAGAAAA
This is a messenger RNA of Lotus japonicus, 1579 nucleotides long. RefSeq names its product UDP-glucuronic acid decarboxylase 1. The record is from RefSeq and is a predicted model, not a curated record. Gene Ontology annotation, biological process: D-xylose metabolic process. The transcript is spliced from 7 exons. Gene Ontology annotation, cellular component: cytoplasm. Bases 1 to 1284 code for a protein of 427 amino acids. Gene Ontology annotation, molecular function: NAD+ binding; UDP-glucuronate decarboxylase activity. NCBI's taxonomy places the organism in Eukaryota, Viridiplantae, Streptophyta, Magnoliopsida, Fabales, Fabaceae.